AUGGACGGUCCCGAGCCCGAGUCCACCCCCUUCGAUGCUAUUACUACUCAAGGCAAUCGUUUAGCAAGGCAAUACCAGACCUAUCUUGAUAAAUCAACGCCCUACACGCCCUACCGUUGGAUUGGUACUGGCACGUUGCUAGUCCUUUUCUUCUUGCGCAUCGUAUUUGCCCAAGGCUGGUACAUUGUCGCGUACUGUCUGGGCAUCUACCUGCUCAACCUUUUCCUCGCAUUUCUGCAACCCAAGUUCGACCCCAGCUUAACACAAGACGAAGGCCUAGAAGACGGCGAGUCUGCUCUACCUACCAAGCAAGACGAUGAAUUCCGACCUUUCAUCAGAAGGCUGCCGGAAUUCAAAUUCUGGCACGCCGCCACAAGGGCCAUCGCCAUCAGCUUUCUUUGCAGUUGGUUCGAGAUUUUCAACUUGCCUGUGUUUUGGCCUGUGCUUGUCAUGUACUGGCUGAUUCUGUUCUCCUUGACGAGUAAGAAUUCCUCCGUGAAUACUGUGGUUGGUGGAGGCACUGACGCGCGAUACAGUGAGACGGCAGAUUCAACAUAUGAUCAAAUAUCGAUAUGUGCCCUUUUCCUUUGGCAAGGCCAAGUACAGCGGGAACAAGUCGUAGCCAACUGA
This is a messenger RNA of Exophiala aquamarina CBS 119918, 630 nucleotides long. RefSeq lists its product as uncharacterized. NCBI's taxonomy places the organism in Eukaryota, Fungi, Ascomycota, Eurotiomycetes, Chaetothyriales, Herpotrichiellaceae. Gene Ontology annotation, biological process: retrograde vesicle-mediated transport, Golgi to endoplasmic reticulum; protein retention in ER lumen. The transcript is spliced from 2 exons. Gene Ontology annotation, cellular component: Golgi membrane. Bases 1 to 630 code for a protein of 209 amino acids. The record is from RefSeq and is a predicted model, not a curated record.